AUGGACGAAAACGCUGACAGCCGGCCGUCGCCGCCGAUCCCGCCGACCGUAGUCGCACAGACGAAUGAGCCUGCAGAAACAACGACAGAAGCAGGAUGUGCACCAAUGGGUGCGCACCCUGUCACGAUGUUGAAACAGGAGGAGGCGCCAAUUGGCGAGGAAGAGGUUCCACAACCCUUCAAAGCAGUGAAAAGGACCACACUGGCCGACGUGGAGUCAACCGAACACACAACGAAGCCCACGAUUUUCCGAACAUACGACCAAGCUGUGGCGGCCCCUCUAUCGGGCAACCCACACGUAUACGGAUACAUAUCAUCCGUAUACGGAGGAAAGGCGUUGAUCCACGUGCACGAAAGCCCGGAGAUCGUCAUCGUCCGUGCCGAACAAUUCACCCUGCUGGAGGGCACAAUGGACGGCAUCAACUUCGCCACGGUGCCACUAUCGACCACCGUGCGGGUGUACGGCGUGCGAAGCGGAUCGACCAACGGAACCAAGGGCACGAAGACCCCACGGCUGCACCAGACCAAAUGGCGGGCGACGCGGAUCCAACUGGUCCGCACCGAUUUCUUCCGCACCCGCGCAGUAGCCAUAACGGAACCGCGGCUGACGUCAGACACUCAAGUCGUCAAGCUGAUAACAGGUCACACGCCGAACGGCUAUAGGAUGCGAGUCGACUUGAUACCAGUUCAUGACCAGAGACGAAUGAUCAGCGAAAACAAUGCCGGACAAUUCUACAUGGUCGACGCAGUACGGAUGCCGCCGUUCUUCCAUCAAACAGACGACGCGGAAGGAGUCGCCGUGACCUUCAAUGCAGACGAGAAGGAGGCGUUUGAACGACGCAAUCAGAACGACGACAGGCAACCGCCCCGCGAAUGGACCUUGGCGGAUCCUAGACCGACGACGGAACACGAGAUAGAGAUGAUCGCAAACAAAUGCAAGGACGUGCCAAUCACUCGGUUCGAGACACACCAAAGGUAUGUCGGCUCGGCAGCCACCGCCGUCGCCGCCUACGUCGACCGAGCCCAGAGCCGACACAUCACGGAGCAGACAGUGGAACGCACGAUCCAGAUCAAGACGCGACGGGAGCAGCUCACCACGACUAUCUCGGUGCCCAGAAGUUUCGUGGAAGACGCCGAUCCCCUAAUCGAUUCAUGGAUCACGGGAAAGACGGUGACGGCACGAUUCCCAGUGGGCGAAAAACGAUUCACCACCAUGGCGACAGUCAAGGAGAUCACCGUAAGCGGAACAGAAGCAAUGGUCAGACUCCAGUUCUCACAAUCAGCCACCCGCUUCAUCAAGGCCUGGACGCGAGAGCACGGGAAAAGCAGCGUGACCAUCGGACCCGACCCGGAGCAGAGUUUGGACGCCACGCAAGCCAUCAAGAGGGAGUUCAAGACGACCACAGUACAAUCGGAGAUCUACCAACAAUACAUUGGCAGGAAGACAGCUCAGAAGAAGCAGCAGUUGGUGACAAAGGAGCAGCGUCAACUCGGGAGCAUCACGUUGGACGAGGCCCAAACUGAUGCGCUACGAUCAAGCUUGGCUCAACAAGGAAUCAGCGUCACCAUCGCUCCCCCGGGCUCCGGAAAGACGGCGCUAGCUUCGACCAUCGUCAUCACCGGUCCAACGAAUCAGGCGAUUUCGUCCGCAUUGGCACCACUGGAGGCCGUCAUUCCAGCGGAGAAGAGGCGGAUGUGUCGAUAUGCAUCCAAGCACAUCGCCGACGAGGACACCGACGAUCAGCGAUUCUUCAUCGAAAACAUGGCUCGCCAAUUCGAGGAAUUCAUCACGGAUCCCAUCCAGCAGAAGUCACUGACAACGACGCGGAACGCUCUUGCUGUGGCGGAAACCGAACUGGACGAGGCAACGACCGCCCUCGAGAUUCUUGAGAAGCAGGAGAAGACAAAGCAAGUCCGACAGGAGCUCGUGGCAGAGUUCGAAAUGCUGUGGAACCCGAACAUCAUUGCCACGACAGCAACGCUCUUGUUGCGAUACCGCGAAAGAAGGUCAUGCCGGUAUGCGACGCACAUAAUCAUCGACGAAGCAUCUCGCCUCCACCCACCGCAUCUCUUGGCUAUGAUCGCGAGCUUCCAACAUUUAAGGAAGAUCACGCUGAUCGGAGACUCGGAGCAGCUGGCCCCAUUCUACCCAGCGCCGGAUGCAUCGGACAUCAAGAAGUAUGCGGGAGAAGCUGAUCUGGUACGAUUGAAGAACGCGUACCCGAAAGCAGUCGUCCACCUGGAGAAGAUAUACCGAGCGCACCCCCUCAUCACUCGGAACGUCUUGGCCAAUUGCUAUCCGUACCGAGUGGAGCCAGGUGUCACUGAAGAGGAGCGGCCAAUGGCAAGAAGAGCAGGACUCCCGAUGGCAGCGGACGGUACACCGGUGAUACUGUACCACACGAAUGGAGUAUCGGAAGGCGGAGUGAACGAGGAGGAGGCCGAGCUCAUUUACUGGUUGGUGCAGCACCUGCGAUCGAGAGGAGCCGACAGGGACGACAUAUUGGUGGUGACCUACCACACCAACCAGCGGGACCAUCUGCGCAGGAUCCUCCAGAACAUCGCCGUCGAGACGAUUGAUGGCUCACAAGGAAGGCAGGCGCCAAUCGUGAUUUUGGCGACGACCAAGCGAGCAACGUCAACCGCAUCCAUCCAGCGGUCAUUGCGAUUCGUCGGAGACCCGAAGAGAUCGAUCGCAGCCGUCUCCAGGGCUAUGCAUGCGUUCUACGUCUUCGGUGACGUCGAGCAGUUGGGCCAGCUGGCAUUCUUUAGCCGGAUCGUCGAAUGGGCAAGGAGCAAUGGAGCAGUUCGGACGCCGACACCGAAGAAUGGACAAAGAGCGACGCUGCCGAAGAGACAGCGGACCGGUGACGAUCCAGAGCCGUCGGGAAGGUGCAAUCAGAAGGUGUCGCGGCGCCGAGUAUAA
Messenger RNA from Caenorhabditis bovis, 2925 nucleotides. Lineage: Eukaryota; Metazoa; Nematoda; Chromadorea; Rhabditida; Rhabditidae. The record is from the annotation of a GenBank genome assembly.